This is a messenger RNA of Encephalitozoon romaleae SJ-2008, 468 nucleotides long. RefSeq names its product HIT bis 5'-adenosyl triphosphatase. The record is from RefSeq and is a predicted model, not a curated record. Lineage: Eukaryota; Fungi; Microsporidia; Unikaryonidae. Bases 1 to 468 code for a protein of 155 amino acids. Gene Ontology annotation, molecular function: catalytic activity. The transcript has a single exon.
AUGGAAUUCGGAGACAAAAUAAUUCCUUACGACCAUGUUAUAGUGAGAACAAAGCAUUCAUUUGUCUUCACAAACCUCAGGCCAUUUCUUCCUUUGCACAUACUAAUAUCCCCUAUAUCUAAGAAGCAGAGGAUAUAUGAGUUGACAAACGAGGAGACAUCUGAUCUGUUCAAUACUGUAAGGGUUGCGAUGAAAGGGCUCAAAGAUCUAUGCGAUGGAUUUACGUUAGGGGUUCAGGAUGGCCCCUGUGCUGGGCAAACAGUAUUCCACGUCCAUGUGCAUAUAGUUCCAAGAGUAUCCGGAGAUCUUAAGAGAAAUGAUGACAUAUAUGAAAAGGGGGCUUUGGAUUCGGUAGAUAGGCCUGCAAGGGAAUACGGUGAAAUGAAGAAGGAGGCUGAUAAACUUAAAGAAAUAAUUGGUAAAGCAUUUGAUUCCGAGGGCUUGUAUUACCAAAAGACUUUUGGAUGA